CAUAGAUAUUGAGGUCCAUCAUGUUCACCGUCUUGCCUCCCAGCUAUGACAAAUAAUCUGCUUCCUCGGCCAAUCUACCUUCAAAACUACGCCCAUUAGGGGAAAAAAAAAUGAGCACUGAAUCAACCUUCGAAGGACUAGCAAAGUCCACUUCUUACAAGUCAUCUGCAACAGCGGAUCUUCAAUCAGCUUACAAACAUAAUAUAUCUGAACAAGACCGCACUACUGAAGAAGAUCGUCCAGCUGAAGAAGAACCAUUGGAGUGCUUGGUCUAUUAUCUCUUUUCACAUUCCAUCCUUCGGCUGGCUCGAAAGCCACUGAUCCGCUACCUUCAGGACCAAGCCACCUUCAAGCCUAUUCGCCAUAGCCCGUCGCUUGAGAUCAUCACAGACUUGCCUUCAAUGCUCUUCGGCAGCCUUCCGUUGUUAAUAUCGAUAUGGGCAUUGACCAGCUACUGUUGGAUCCCUUUAUGCGGACUGAUGAUAUGGGAACGUACAGGCUCUGAUGUGGUAUAUGAAUGCCUGUCAUGGAUCCUGAAAGGGUUUGGGAUUGUGAUGAAUGUUAUGGGAACAACAUACGAGGGCAUCACGACGAUGAGAACUUCCACAGUCAUAUCAAACGGAUCUCGACGGCCUUUGCAGUGGGUAGACGGCCAGAUGGAUGACGAUGGACCGCGGGGAAGUCUUUUAUAUCCCACUCCUGUUAUGGGACCUCCCAGCACGGCAAUGGUCAGAAUACGAUAAAAAAGAAAUGGUGUAUUAUAUCUGUUAGAUAAAGAGUAUAUCGUCGACGUAAUGGUAGGAUG
Fusarium verticillioides 7600 is the source of this 805-nucleotide messenger RNA. RefSeq lists its product as hypothetical. The coding region runs from base 111 to 743 and encodes 210 amino acids. The record is from RefSeq and is a predicted model, not a curated record. The transcript has a single exon. Lineage: Eukaryota; Fungi; Ascomycota; Sordariomycetes; Hypocreales; Nectriaceae.